CCCGUAGAAAGCAUCUCGUGAGCGCGCGCAGGACUAACCGCGUCCCCGAGCUGACGCUUUUAACAUCAGUCGGAGGUUCCCUUCGUAUAUCGGCUAUUGGAUUUAUAAACUCGCACAAAAGGAACAUUUAAAACGCUUAAAAACACAUCGUCAGCAGGGCUAAGGGAUGGAGUUCCCUGUAGAUGUGUUGGUGUCUGUGAGACAUGAAGAUUUGGAAAGUUCAGCCCAGAGCUACAUGAACAAACUGCUUUACAGCAACCCAAAUAACACACAAUACCUUACCCUGCCCAGCACCAGAAAGAUCCUAAUCAGUCCUGCCAAUGUCGGGUUUGUUCCUCUUUAUGGAACCAACCUCAAACACAAAGUCCUGGCUCUGUUUGCUCCUGAGGACCAGUUCACAGCUGUGGCAUUGUUCUUGGCUGAUCAGUGGUACACAGUGGAAGAUAUUCUCAGAACGUCAAAUCCUACAAGAGAAGGCCUUGCAAAGGUAAGGUCUGUCGGUGAGAGGAUAGUCUUAUAUGUACUGAACCGCAUCAUUUACCGGACGGCGGAAAUGGGUUCUAACGAGGUGCCGUUCCUGUGCCAUGGAGAAGAUGAAGAUGCCAAAAUCCUCUGGACGAAUGGAGAGGCAGUGGGCUUCUACUCUGUCAAAUCUAAAGGUAGCUUGUGUAAUACCUUUGUGAGCCAGUGUUAUCUACUUCCAGUCAUGGACUCUAUAUUUGUGCGGAAGGAUCACCGUGGUAACGGUCAUGGCUUGCAGAUGUUGGAGGACUUUGUGGACUCUUUUAAAGAUGAUGAACUAGGCUUAAAAUACCCUUUAACAUUGGCAAUGCAAAAGGUAUGCAGACAGUACCUGAACAAGUACCCAGUCGAUGUGGAUCUGCUGUGGGAGGUGGAAGGAGUUGGAGGUCCCUACCAGAAAGUGAAAGUGGCAAGCAAACUUGGCUCUUUGAUACUACAAUGUAACAAUAGCUCAUGGGCAGCAGAGGAAGGCAAAAAUGGCGAAGUUGCAGUUAAUGAGGUGGAGAUGAACGAGGAGAGCUGCCUGGACAUCACAGAAGAUGUGGUGGUUGUCAACAAACAUCUUACAGUAGCAGAAGAAAUUAAUGACUUGCCCAUUUCCACACGCACACGGAGCAUCGGACAUAAACAAAAGAAAAGGCCAAGGGAUGAACCAGAAGAGAGUGACGUGGAGAACCAACCUGAAAAAAUGAGCAGAUUGGUUGAACCAGAAGCAGAGACAGAACCUGAUGCUGUUGUACCUGAGACUAAAAAACAGAGGGAUGGAGAAGAAGAAGAAGAAGAAACCUUGGUCCAGGUGAAGGAGGCUGUGACCGCCAUGGCUCCUGCAACAGACACCGAAAUUCUGGUGGCCGAAGUCAAUGGAGAAAUAAGUGACAGCCAGGAAGUGAAUAUUGAGAGGUCAGCAGACACAUCAGAGGAUGCACAGGCUGACCAAGUAUGCCCACUAGAGCCAGAUGCUGUCAUUCAAAAUGGCGCUGUUGAGGAGAUGGAGGUAGAGAGAGAAGCACAGGAUGACAUCAUCGACACACCUAAGGAGUCUGAAGAACCAUCUGAAGGGAUGGAGCAGAUCGACCAAGAACUUGUUACUGAGGAGCAACAGGAAGCAGAGACAGAAGUUGCUCUUCCUGUUGAGGAUGAAGGGGAAGUUGAGCAGGAACAGAAUGAGGAAGUAACUCCUGCAGUUGAAGAGGAAGGAGUUUCUGCAGUUGAGGAAAAUGAGGACACUCGUCCACCCGCUGUUCCUGAGGCUCCAGUCCUUCAGACUGACCUGAUUGAGUGUGUUUCCUCUGUGCAGGACAGUGAGGCUUCAGAGGAACCUGCCGUUCCUGAGCAAGAAGCUCCAGAGGAGGAGACGGCCACUUUCCCUAGUGCUACAGGUGAAGAAGGGGUUAUUAUAAAGACCAAGGGGCCAACUAUGAACCAAGAAGAUGAGACGGCCUCUGAUGAGCCACUUGAGACAGAAGAAAGCCAGCCUGCCAUGGAGGACUCUGAAAAAGAGAGGCCAGAGGAAGAGAAUCCACCUGAGACUGGUGAAAAAGAUAAACAGAAAGAAGAGGACAACACCGUCACCACUGAAGAUGAUGAUGAGGGCAAAAGCUCAGAUGAAACUCACGAUUCUUCUCCUGGGGUUCGAGUUCUCAGAGGAGGCAGGGGCAAACCAGUCCCACCUACACCCAAGCGCACAUCCGGUAGACUGAGCAAAGCUGUGGUCGUACAGGUGCUCGAUGAGGAGUUUGAUGAAGAAGAAGAAGAGGAGGAGGAAAAGCUCACAAGCACCGAAGAGGAGAAGGGAAGCACAGAGGAAGAUGAAGCUGCCGAACACAAUUCUGAAGAUGAGGAAGAGCCUCCGGUGAUUGACAGAAGAGUGUUGCGGAGGAAAACCAGAGCGAUCCAGUCCACACCCACAAAAGCAAAAAGACGCAGUAAAAACUGAAUACAUUUAUUCUUCAUGACACUCUUGACGCCGUAAGUUAGCAGCACUAGAGCAGCACUAGGACUAGAGCGUAUUGAUAAUCUUUUAUACUUGGGUGAGGGUUUGUAACAAGUGGGUUUUGGUUUAGGUUUUGUUUUACUACUAAAAGACAGAAAAAAAAAAAAAAGAAAAAAAAAGUUUGUUAGUAUGUUGUAAGCCCCGCCCUUAAUAUACAGUGCUGACUGCUAACCGAUUUUAAUCACUCUUUUCUUUUGAUUUACCUUUAUAAUUGACUUAUUUACUGAUCCACGGCUUAGACUGCUUUAAAAAAGCAGCUAAUUUUGUGAAUUACCCAUAAUUUUCCAGCUUUAAUGUGAAGAUCUUAUAUUAUAUGUGCAGUGAAUUGAGUUUCACUAAUAUUGUUUCUGAUUUUGUGUAUUUCAAGUUCUCAGAAGUGUUAAACAUUAAAAACCAUUUCAAUUUUAAGUGUAACACACUUAAAACAAUAAGGUUUCAAGGAAACACCUCCACAAUUUCAUGUUAUAAUGACAGGUUUUUAAGUGUUUUUCCAAAAUGUGAAUUAAUAUACACUAUGCUACAAAUACUUUACUAUAUAUAUAUAUAUAUAUAAUAAAGACUUAAAUAUGCAAAUAUGUUUAUACCUGGGGGAAGUGGAGGUUUGUAUAAAGUUUACAUGUAGGCUUAUUUGUUUACGGUGUGGUUACAUACAGUAUAUAUACACAAGUAAAGAGUAAGGACUGAAAUUAGCAUCCAAAACACUUGUUAUAAUUAACGUCUUAUUGUCUUUUUUAUGUCUUAUUUAAUUUUUUAAAUACACUAACACUAGGUUAUACAUUACGCUGAAAACGAAUACAUAAAAUUUAAUUGUGGCUUUAAAGGGAUAAUUCAUUAGAGUCUAACAACUUGAGGGUGAGUAAAUAUGACAAUUUAAUUUUGGGGUGAACUAUUCCUUUAAGAAAAAUCACGAUUUGUGAUUACACCUUUAAAAUUUGACUCAUACUGAAUUCAAUUAACGUUAACGUCAUCCUUUUUUUAAAAAUCUCAUUUAUAUUCUUUAAGCUGUGAAAGAAGCUUGCACGGUUAGAGUUUGAGUUUAACACUCCGUGGUUAAUAUGGGCGACCACAUGAGGGCGCACUUGGAUGCUAAAAAGAGCCAUUGCUGGAGUCUGUUCACAUUGUGCUUGCAUUUUUAUAUCGGGUGAAAAUAUGGAAAGGGACACUAGAAAACACUAUUUAAUGUGAAUUCUUCUGGAUUUCCUCUCAACUUGAAGUAGCCUAGGCAAAGUUCAUGCUUUUUGUUAAGAGGGAGAUUUCGAUUUCGAUCAGAAUCUUUAGUGCUUUAAACUUUAUUUACUUGUUUUAGGUGUUUGAGCAAUAUUUUUCUGGAGUAGUUUUCUCAAACUGUGAUUUUUUUUUAAUUUUUUUUCCCCUGUAGUUAAUAAAUAGCUUUCUUGUAAAUAU
Pimephales promelas (fathead minnow) is the source of this 3919-nucleotide messenger RNA. It is a transcript of the gene fam169ab, whose product is annotated as family with sequence similarity 169 member Ab. The record is from RefSeq and is a predicted model, not a curated record. NCBI's taxonomy places the organism in Eukaryota, Metazoa, Chordata, Actinopteri, Cypriniformes, Leuciscidae.